GAAGGCAACCAUUCCAGGUGAGGGAGAGGCAACAAGGUGGCCUUCUGCCGUGCAGUUGUCAGUGUGUUCCCUGCGGUUGGUAAAGCAACUUUGACUUCUAGCUUAAAGAUGGCUGCACUUGCACUACUUUCCGUUCUCUGCCUGGUCUCUCAGAUCCAGGGUCAGGGGUUCGUCCCUUACGGCACCCACGCGCCCCUCCCAGUCGUCACUCCAACAACUUCUACAGUCACUGUUCAGACAACCCUGACCCACACUCUGCGGGAGACGACGACCUCUGACGUGUGGGUUACAGAGCAGACGGCGAUCACCCUGACAGUCACCCAGACAACCACCCAAUGGGACUUUGUUCCCCAGUAUCCACAGACGGUGACCUCUGUGAUAAGGGUCACCUCCACACCGGUAGUGAUUGAGACGGCUACGGUGGGGGUUAACCCAGUGAGCACAAUGGUGUCCAUCUACAGUCAGUUCGUCACCACCACAGAUACUGUUAAAUACUGGCAGACUAUAACCCACGUCGCUGUCACUCACGAGAUCCAGACUGUACCUGUGGUGACUACACAAGAACUAGUACAAGAUAUUGUUACUACAGUCACCCAGAUAGUGACAACCACGGUUACCUCCACCACUGCCAGAUACUACGCAUAAUGUGACCCUCCAAAGACAUUGCAUACUAGUUUGAAAACCAUGUAUCUGAACUUUACAAUAAAAGAUUGAAGAGUAA
Procambarus clarkii (red swamp crayfish) is the source of this 721-nucleotide messenger RNA. Its product is annotated as hepatitis A virus cellular receptor 1-like. Lineage: Eukaryota; Metazoa; Arthropoda; Malacostraca; Decapoda; Cambaridae. The record is from RefSeq and is a predicted model, not a curated record.